GUUUCAACAAAAUAACUCCCCUCCCAAAAUUUUAAAUGCUGUUUCUCAACUGCUCCCCUAUGUCAAGCCAUUCAAAGAACUCUGCUCCCAUACGAAGAAAUAAGCCUCUUGUUGAGAAACCCCUCCCUCCACGAUCACUCCGGUGCUGCCAGAAACCCCUCCCUCCACCGCCGGAUCAACGAUGUCGUUCGGUCGUUUCACGCUCUACCAUAGUCUGUCAUCACAGAUCGAAGCCAUUCGUCUCAUUGAUUCGACAGUCCUCACUUGCCACUCUGCUCGAAACAGGGUUGACUUGUACAGGCUGGUUGUUGAUGAGCACAUUAAUACGACACGCGUAUGCAGCUCAAGGAGGUCCAUGUUUGCGGGUUGGGCCCUUUGCUGCAUAUUAUCAAGUACCACUGCGUCAUAUCCUACUGGUAUAUGACAAGAUGAGCUUGCCGAAUGGUGUUUUGAGGCUUCAGCCCAGCGGAGGACAUGGGUAUCAUAAUGGGGACGUUCAUUGACCUUUCUUAAAGAGCUAAUUUCUGGUUAUGAAAGCUUUAGUUACAUGACAAGGAGCUCGUUGGCUAUCAAGGAGCUCGUUAAGGAAAAGGAUGAAGAAAAAGAAAGGUUAAAUGGAGUUAUUGCGGGUUUGUUGGCUGAAAAAGAAAAAGAUAAGGUUGACAAAGAUGUCAUGCUCAAUAGGAUGUCACAAAUUGAAGCUAUGUUAAGCGCUAUGGUUCAAAGAUAGGCUAUGAACACUUGGUUUUGAAUGUCUUGAUGUUGAUCAUAUUAGGAUUAUUUCGGUAAUUUGAUGUUUUAGUUGGCAUUUAUAUUAGAAUGUUUUAUAAUUCUAUGUAUUUUU
Molecule: messenger RNA, 844 nt
Organism: Helianthus annuus (common sunflower)
Lineage: Eukaryota; Viridiplantae; Streptophyta; Magnoliopsida; Asterales; Asteraceae
Exons: 5
Coding region: 36-503 (155 amino acids)
Molecular function (GO): peptidyl-tRNA hydrolase activity
Source: RefSeq, a predicted model, not a curated record